AUGGGAACUGUAGAGGAUAGCAAGGAGGCAUUCCCUCCAUCGCCGCUGGAGGUGGGCGAGAAGGGAAAGCAUGAUGUAUCUGACUCCGGCAAUGCAGGUCAGGACCACUCGCCGGCUCUCCUGGGAGAGAAAAGUCCUGGUGUUGCACGGGUCGAGGUGAUUUCUCGCUACUUCACGCUUCCAGACAAGGUCCUGUUCUUUUUUGGUAUAUUCCUUCUCGCCUACGCUUAUGGAUUGGAUGGGACUAUUCGAUAUACUUACCAGCCCUAUGCUGUUGCGUCAUAUGCCCAACACAGCUUGCUAGCGACAGUUAAUGUUCUGCGAGGCGUCAUUGGUGCUGCUGCUCAGCCAACAAUCGCAAAGAUUGCUGAUGUGUUUGGUCGCGCGGAGGUUAUCAGUAUUACUAUUGUAUUCUAUAUCAUUGGCACGAUUAUCGAAGCUUGCGCAACCAACGUGCAAUCAUUCUGUGCCGGUGCCAUCCUUUAUCAGAUCGGCUACACAGGUAUCAUGUUGCUGGUCGAGGUCCUGAUUGCUGAUACGACAUCGCUUCGGUCCCGCUUAAUCUUCUCCUACGUUCCUGCAUUACCAUUCCUCAUCAAUACCUGGGUGAGUGGGAAUGUCACAAAUGCUGUGCUGGGCGUCACAACAUGGAAAUGGGUGUGCUGUUUGCCGUUGAUCGCAUCUCUCUUUAUCGUCCACAGAAGAGCAAAAGUAGAUGGCGCGCUUGCUGGGUACAAAAGUUCGUAUCAGCUUCUGGGCGCGCGCCGGCUCUCGAUAGCCCUCUUCUGGCAGCUGGAUGUAAUAGGCGUCAUCCUUUUGAUUGCCGUUUUCGCCCUUAUUCUCGUUCCUUUUACUCUUGCCGGGGGAGUCCAGACUCAAUGGCAGAAGGCCAAGGUUAUCGCGCCGCUCGUCAUUGGGAUCUGUUGCAUUCCCGUCUUCGUUUUCUGGGAGAGAUCUUGCAAGCAUCCCAUGGUUCCAUUUAGACUUCUUAAAGACCGUGCCGUCUGGGCUGCCCUUGGUAUUGCGGUGAUGCUUAACACUGCGUGGUAUCUCCAGGGAGACUUCCUCUAUACGGUGUUGAUUGUUGCUUUCGACGAGUCCAUCAAAAGCGCCACUCGCAUCACCUCCCUGUACAGCUUUUCGUCUGUCAUUACGGGCUGCAUCGCCGGUCUCGUUGUCUUGAAGAUUCGCCGGCUUAAGGUCAUGAUCAUCUGCGGAACCCUUCUGUUCAUGGUUGCGUUCGGUAUUCUCAUUCACUUCCGUGGGGGAUCAGGCGGCUCCAGCCACUCUGGGGUCAUCGGUGCCCAGGUCUUGCUCGGUAUUGCUGGUGGAUUAUUCCCUUACCCCGCACAAGCAAGUAUCCAAGCUGCAACGAAACAUGAACACGUGGCCGUCAUCACCGGCUUGUACCUCGCAAGCUACAACAUCGGCAGCGCCCUCGGGAACGCCAUCUCGGGUGCGAUCUGGAACCAAGUGCUCCCGGGCGCUAUCCAGGAUCGAGUCGGGGACGCAAUUGACGCGGGCACAAUAUAUGGCAACCCAUUUGGGUUUGCCACGGCUCACCCGGUCGGCACGCCGGUGCGCGAUGGUGUCAUUGAUGCCUACCGCCACGUCCAGCGACUGCUGUGCAUCACUGGUAUCUGUCUCACUGUGUUGUUGGUUGUCUUUGCUCUUCUGAUCCGUGACCCUGUUCUGGGCAAGUCGCAGAGUCUUGAGGAUGCGGAGAAGGAGUCAGUUUCAUCUUCUGAGGAGGAGCGCUGA
Histoplasma capsulatum G186AR is the source of this 1761-nucleotide messenger RNA. RefSeq names its product siderochrome-iron uptake transporter. Gene Ontology annotation, molecular function: siderophore-iron transmembrane transporter activity. Gene Ontology annotation, biological process: transmembrane transport; intracellular iron ion homeostasis. Gene Ontology annotation, cellular component: endosome; vacuolar membrane. The transcript is spliced from 11 exons. Bases 1 to 1761 code for a protein of 586 amino acids. Lineage: Eukaryota; Fungi; Ascomycota; Eurotiomycetes; Onygenales; Ajellomycetaceae. The record is from RefSeq and is a predicted model, not a curated record.